Epinephelus fuscoguttatus (brown-marbled grouper) is the source of this 3719-nucleotide messenger RNA. Its product is annotated as otolith matrix protein. Gene Ontology annotation, biological process: iron ion transport. NCBI's taxonomy places the organism in Eukaryota, Metazoa, Chordata, Actinopteri, Perciformes, Serranidae. The transcript has 9 exons. Bases 191 to 1351 code for a protein of 386 amino acids. The record is from RefSeq and is a predicted model, not a curated record. Gene Ontology annotation, cellular component: recycling endosome; plasma membrane; early endosome.
CUUAAGAGGAGGGGAUAGAGGAAUAAUGUUGUUUUCUUCCUUCCACAGUCAGCCUACCUGCCUCAUUCUCCCACCUUUUACCCUCUCUCCCCUUUCUUACUCAGGACCAGGUUACAACAGAGGGAGGGGGGAGCAGAGUUAGUUUUUUCAAUGAAAUCCACCUGCUCCUCAUCUCUGUUGUAUUAGACAGAUGGACCCAAGCAGGCUUCGUACCAGAGUCAACAUGGAGCAUCUAGAGAGAAGACUGCCUGGAGCUUUCCUCCUCCUUCUGCCGCUUCUGUCCGUCAGCUGUGUCACCAACACAAAAACUACAGUCUCCUGGUGCGUGCUGUCUGACGCUGAAGAGCAGAAGUGUCUGGAUUUGGCCGGGAAUGCUACAGCUCGGAAUAUUAGAGGACAUCUGGAAUGUGUCCGCGGCCUGAACACCAGAGACUGUAUAGACAAAAUCAAGAACGGGACGGCAGACGCAGCCUCCAUGUUUGCAGAUGACAUCUACGCUGCUGGCCUCUGCCAGGGCCUGGAGCUGGCUGCAGGAGAGUCCCACAACGGAGUGGAUGGUGUUAGCUACUACGUGGUGGCAAUGGCACGUCGCUCCUCAUCAGACCUGUCCCUGCUGGAAAUGCACGAGCGCAGUUCCUGUCACCCUGGCAUACGUACCACGGUGGGGUGGACGGUUCCUAUUGGCUACCUGGUCAACACCUCCCAAAUCAGCGUAGGGGAGCAGUGCAACUUCCCCAAAGCCGUGGGCAACUUCUUUGGUUACAGCUGUGUGCCAGGUGUUAAGGACGCCCAGCAUGACCCGAGAGGCAACAACCCCAAGAACCUGUGUGAGGCGUGCAUAGGAGACGAGAACGACAGACACAUCUGUGCCAACAACCACAGAGAGAGGCACUACGGAGAGGCGGGGGCACUGAGGUGUGUGGCGGAGAACCUCGGGGACGUGGCCUUCGUCAAACACACGACAGUCUUUGACAACUUGGACGGUAAGAACCAGGAGUCCUGGGCUCUGGAUCUGGAGCUGGAGGACCUAAAGCUGCUGUGCCCAGAUGGAACUGAGGCAGGUCUGGACGAGUUUGAGCGAUGCCACCUGGCAGCCGUCCCUGCUAAUGCUGUUGUGGUGCGCUUGGAGGACAAGUGUCGCGUCUGGAAGUUCCUGGAACGUUUACAGAAUGCGUUUGGCAACGCCACCGGGGGCUUCCGCCUGUUCAGCUCAGCAGGUUAUGGUGAAUCCGAUCUGCUCUUCAGUGAUGCCACCCACCACCUGCAGAGGGUUCUGGGUAGCUACACCUCCUGGCUGGGCCCCACUUACACCACCAUGCUGCAGGCCUUCGAGUGUGAGGGCUUCUGCUGAUGGAGCAGGAGGAAGACAUCCAGCACAUCAACUUCCAUCCCAUCCCUCCGUCUCCGUCCUCCCCUUCUGCCUUCCUUCGCUGCCAUCUGUGUCCCUCUGCCACUCCGUCUCGCCAUCUCUCAUCCUCUUUUCUUUGCUUCUUGUGUUUGUUUUCUCCCUGCGUUUCACCACCCAUUCUCUGUUAUUAUGUCCUUGUCCUUCUUGCACCUAGUGCUUCACUCUAGUGUGCUGGCUGGCGGGGAGGACAUUGCAAUCCAUUCGCCAAGAUAAAUACUGGCAAUGAACAUUUCUGCAAACCACAAAUGUUACAUUUCUACAUUUCAUAUGUCGAGGACAAGCUGAAACUUCCUUUCUCCACAUUUUAAUUUUUAAUUUGAUGUGACAACACUGUGGUUAACGUGUGGUUAGGUGCAGACACAAAAACCAUUUGGUUAGGGUUAGGAAAACAUGUUUUGGUUUAAAAUAUGUGGUGUGGUCGUCACAAACACAGCUGGAAAUUUCCAGAACUGUCAUUAAAAACACCCAGUUUUGUUGUGGCUGCUCCACCACCCCCUCCUGCUCCUAAAGACAAACUCAGCUCAUAAGCAUGCAAUCUGAACUACGUCAAUGUUCUCCUUUCGUAAAAUCUCCUGCUCCUUUUCGGGUUGUGAAAGCUGUUUGGUUGAGUCAUUAGCAAAGGAUUCAAGAGAUCCCAAACUCCCUUCACAUUUCUCCACCCUUCAUUUUGCAAUUAGUUCUUUCACAAUUUGCAACUUUGUGUCAAAUGCAUCUGAUAUUUCCUUGCGGACAAUAUUGUGCAGUGUGGUUGCCAGUUCAGCAUUCUACAUUGUUUGUUUCAAGCCUUUUGACAACAUCAUUGGGAACUUAAAGGGAUAGUGCACCUAAAAAUGAAAAUUCAGCCAUUAUCUACUCACCCAUAUGCUGAGGGAGGCUGAGGUGAAGUUUUAGAGUCCUCACAUCACUUGCGGAGAUCCCAGGGGAGAGGGGGUAGCAACACAACUCCACCUAAUGGAGGCUUACGGCACCCCAGAUUAAAACGUCCAAAAACACAUAAUUGAAACCAGUACCUGUUUUUCUGUGCACUUUGAUUCAGCCCUCCAGUAUUUGUUGAGAAUCUGACAAAUAGGUCCAUAUUUAGGAACUUAUCUUUAUAAUUACAGAUCAUCCAGACACACUCUCAUUUAUAUGUUCGAUGCCAACGGAACUGGAUAUCCUGAACUACGUCAGCGCGAGCCCAGUCUCACUCCGAAGUCGUCGAAAUCCAGCGCUUGGGCAGUGUCUUGUGGCGUCAGAAACCAACGACAAAAGGUGCUCUUUAAUGUCGGCAUGAUACUCAUCCAGUUGCUGUUGUAGUUUAACUGUGCCCGCCAGCGUCGGGGGAACGUGGCUGGACAAGAUUGAAAGUUAAGGCGGCAAAAGUCUAAGUGGGGCAGAUGGGUCCAACAAACAUCGACUUUCACCUGAGAGAGCGGUGUUUGUGUCCUGUAAGAUUCUAAAGCCAAACCCUGUUCUUUUUUCCUAAACCCAACCAUGUGUUUUUGUUGUUGAAGGAAAAAAGCUUCAAUUCAUGGUGUUGUAACGACAUACAUUUCCUGUGCAAACAGAAGUGUACCUCAAAAGAAGACAAUGCAUGUAACAGGCAGAACUUGAGACAGCGUCCCAGAACGUCAACAACCAACACAUCCAGGGUACCUUUCAUAUCGUCCAAAUGUGACGAGGUCGUAGUGAGAAUGUGUCAGUGUUGAUAAAUGUACAAAGGUAACAGAUAUGUGGUUUGCAGAAACGUACAAUGCCAACAUUUUAUUGUCGCGGCUUGCCUGGAUAUCGCUAAGAGGGGCUAAUCUGCUACAAAAAACUUCAGAAAAUGUCCCUAAAAUUGAGCUUACGUUAAAAAGGACACUUGGCAGAAAGGGGUAAGAAAUAGAAAACCAUAAAAUAGAACGUAAGUGCAAGUAAACAUUUGUAGUUCUUAUAUUAUGGAUAGAUUGUGUCUCUUUUUAAAGCUCUUUAAAAAGAUUUUGAUAAAGAUUUUAGUGGAGAUACAAACAAAAAAAAGCCCUGUUAAGAGUUCCUACCCUGUUUGUUUGUUAGAAAUUGUGCUGCAUUAGUCUGAGCUUCAGCACCACCCAUACACCCCCCACCUCCCUCCCACAGGGUUUGUCUCUGGCACUGAACAACUGGGUGCUAUUAACUCUGAGCUUAGACGUCUCAGUUACUGUAUGUGUGUGUGUGAGUAUAGACUUUUUCCCACAGCCAUUAUUGUCCUAAUUGGCAGUCUGGCAUAUCAUACUGUUUGUGUGCAAGUGAGAAAAACUGUGUGUGUGUGUGUGUGUGUGUGUGUGUGUGUGUGUGUGUGUGUGUGUGUGUG